Molecule: messenger RNA, 1736 nt
Organism: Belonocnema kinseyi
Lineage: Eukaryota; Metazoa; Arthropoda; Insecta; Hymenoptera; Cynipidae
Product: plant intracellular Ras-group-related LRR protein 5-like
Exons: 7
Coding region: 354-1565 (403 amino acids)
Molecular function (GO): protein binding
Source: RefSeq, a predicted model, not a curated record
AAGUUGCAUAAUGCAGAGCCGGUCGAAAAUUCGCUACAAAUUCGUCAAGCACUCGCGAAACGAAUCGGAAAUAAAAAGCGAGCGCCUUCCGCUUUCGGGUGUUUUUUCUCUGGUGACGACUCACGAUAAAAAGGAGCCAUAGCCUCUUUGACGAAGCCUAUCAGGAGGAAAUUACGCGGCCGAAAAUUCCGGCAUUACGGAUCGGCCGAAAAGCCCGCACCAAUAUUUCACAGCGAAUCGAAAUCGCCCCGAGUCCAGGAGGAACACGGAGUCGAGAUAUUUUGAGCCGAAGGUCGACUAUUAAACCAGAAAGUGAGAUAAGCUCAAAACCACUGCAUGGGAUUGUUUUUCAAAUGGAUUUAAAUUCGAGCGAAGUCGCGGAAGAAGUUAGAAAAAAAACAAUUCUCCACUGGAACUACAGGGACUUUAAAGAACUUCCGAUUGUGUUGAGAAGUUACGGAAGUCAUGUGAAAGAAAUAUAUUUAAAGUGGAACCACCUGAAAAGUCUCCCGGCGUGGAUUGAAGAACUAGAAAAUCUAACAAAUUUAUAUCUCUGCGGGAAUUUUAUUCAAACAUUACCCCCAGAAGUUCAAUACACAAGAUUGACUCUUCUAGAUUUAAAUUCCAAUCGACUGGAAACGAUACCUUCGAGUAUUGGAAAUUUGGGUACUUUGAAGUGUUUGUUAUUAGACGAAAAUUUAAUAACAAGAAUACCUCUUUCCUGCAGUCAGUUGUGGAAUUUGGAAUACUUUUCAAUAUCUAAUAAUCGCCUCAUAAUUUUGCCAGAAUGGCUAGGAUCUCUUCCAAAGCUUGAAGAUUUAAUCGUAGACAAUAAUUUUCUGGAGGAGCUUCCAAAUAGAUUAACUUUAGCACCAGAAUUAAGAAAUAUCUCAGUUUGUUCAAACAGAUUGAAGUAUUUGCCACUGAAUGGAUUCGUCUCGUCGCCCUUUAUUCAAUUUGAUCAAAAUCGAGAUUUAAAUUAUUUAUCCUACCCUUUGCUCUCCCAACUCGUUUCGAAAAUUCGAAAUUCCUUUGGAGGGGAUUUGAGAAACGCUGUAGCUCGCGGGUGCUUUCUAUCAAUUCCAAGAAGUGAUUUUCGAAGCUGUAAUAUAAAACUACGUUUAUCGGAAGAAAUCGGUAUCGAGGAAAUUACUAUCGACUUACCGAGACAGCUCAUGACUGUUCACAAAAUUAGUGAAAAUGUCGUAACUUCUCUUUGGGAAUUGGCACUUCGAAAAGUUUACUCCACAAGAUACCAUCACUCUCUCGAAAUAACAUCGCCUUUGAAUGUGAAAGUAUCAUACGAGCCAUUUUUUCAAGAAAAUUCCGAUUUAAAAUUCUCGGAAAAUUGUAUACCUUACGUUUUGAUAGAAAAUGGACCCGUGAGUAUUUGUGUAAACAAUUCCUGCCAAGAGCCAAUUUUUACUGACGCCUGGGUAACUUUUGGUCUGGGUUCAGACGUCUACGAAAUUCCAACAGUUGCACUUUUCUGUUCUCAUAGGUGUGCAGCUCAAUUUUCGACGCUUUCUGGAUCAAGGAAUAAUCGCUUCUUCAUAAACGAAUGAAAUUAAAUAAAUAACACUUUCCUAAAAUCUUAUAAAUUAAUUUUAUUGUACAAGAACCUCAACUGCAUAAAUGCCACUCACUCAUAAGAGCCCGCCUCGAUUUUUCGCAUCUGAAAAUUUUAUUUGAGUCAUAAAAAUUGUUCGCAUACUCACUUUGUUCACUUUUUUUUU